ACCACUACCCCAGCCCCGGAUCUGUAUGUGGUGAGUGUGGAGAACCCCGGGGAAAAGUUACACUUCUCAUUUGUAUUACUCCUUUAAGGUCUCCUCAGCAGUCCUGCCCAGCCAGGGCACUCCAAUUUUACACAGAUGAGACUGAGAAGUGCUCAAGGUAACUAGUCACCAGUGUUCCAGGCGCCUCGCUGUAAUGUGGCAGUGUGGGAAGAGAGGCAAAGACAAGAAUGUCCUGCUCUGCCUGAGUGCACACUGAUGCCAAGGCCCAGGUGGGGGUAGGGGGAGGACUUCAUCAAGGUCACACACAGCAGACAAGAACUCAGGGUUGUUUAUUUUUUUGAGUUUUCAAGACAUUGUUUCUUUUCUUUAUUGUUUCUGUAUUGUUCCGUUUUAUUUCGAGACAGGGUUUCUCUGUAUAGCCCUGGUUGUCCUGGAACUCACUCUGUAGACCAGGCUGACCUCGAACUCAGAAUUUCGCCUGCCUCUGCCUCCCGAGUGCUGGGAUUAAAGGUGGGAUUAAAGGAAAUACCUGGACAUCCAUUCUAUGCACAGACUGGAGAAGGCAGCCACUGUAGAAGAGAUGAGAGAGUAUGGGUUUGAGUUGGGCUAGACAGAGCCUUUGGGUGGGGAUACACAGGCAUGACAGGCUUUAACAUACGAGUGAGUGUCAGGCAAUGGGGAUAAGAAGAGGCUUGUGUUCAGGACUGCAGAGGCAACACAGCCAUUAGUAGCAAUGGCUGUUCUUCCAGAGGACCCAGGUUUGGUUCCCAUAGUCUGUAACUCCAGUUACAGAGGAUCCAACGCCCUCUUCUGGCCUCCAUGGGUACCAGAUAAGCAUGUGGUGCACAUAUACAGGCAGAUUACCCAUAUAAUAGAAAUAUAUCCUAAGGUGAGGUUGGGGGUGGGCAGGCCCGUGCUGCCUGUCACUCAUGCCUUCCUCUCCCUCCCAAGGGUUCUUGCUGAGCUCUUGGAGCUUGGCUGUCCUGAGCAGAGCCUGCGGGAUGCCAUUAUCUUGGACCUCUUUUCCCACGCACUCAUCUUCUGCCGCCAGCAGGGCUUUUCAUUAGAGCAGACAUCAGCAGCCUGUGCCUUGCUCCAAGAUCUUCACAAGGCCUGUGUUGCGACCCCUCUGGGCAACGUGGAGGAAUGCUACCGCUACUUUACCAGCGUUCUUUUUUGCCAUGGAGUCAGGCGGCCCCCUUUCAGCAUUGACCUCUUUAAAGAGGAACAGCUGCUGGCACUGGCAGACUAUGUGGUCAACACCUACUUCCGCCACUUCAAGCUCUACAAAUAUGUCUUCACCCCACAGGUUCGUCUGGACCUAUCUUUGUCUUACAUGGGGCUACAGCCACUCACAAUCUGGCCAGAGGAGAAAGAAGAUGAGGAAGUGACAGUAGAGCAGGCAGCUACUCCACAGGAGGAAGAGCCAGAAACUGUGACAGAGCCAGAGCAACAGCCAGGUGAGGUCAGCAUCCUCCAGUCCUAUAUCAAGUCCCAGCUGAACAAGGAGCUGCGGCAGCUCCAGCAGCUGGUGGAGGAGCGGCUCAAGGAGAGCGAGGAGCGGCUGAGCAGCAAGCUGGCUGCACUGGAGCGGCCCUACCCGACACCUCCUAGCAAAGGCAAGACCAAGACCAAGUGAUCCAGCAUUUUCUCCCAAUAAAGACCUGGGCCACAGUGUCCCAUCUCCCACCUUCACAA
Apodemus sylvaticus (European woodmouse) is the source of this 1698-nucleotide messenger RNA. It is a transcript of the gene Cfap119, whose product is annotated as cilia and flagella associated protein 119. The transcript has 7 exons. NCBI's taxonomy places the organism in Eukaryota, Metazoa, Chordata, Mammalia, Rodentia, Muridae. The coding region runs from base 734 to 1639 and encodes 301 amino acids. The record is from RefSeq and is a predicted model, not a curated record.